UCCUGAGCAAGGUCAGGGAAGAGCACGCUUUGCGUCAGUGCUGUUCGAGGUGGGUAACUGAUUGAAAGCCACCUCCAAAGCCGAGCUAAGAAAAAUUGCUUCUUAAACAUUCAGCAGCUAGAGAAGACACCCUGUACUGAACAACAGGGAGGAAAGGCUUGGCUUGGAUUCAGCAGGCUGCAUUAAUUCAAUCGCCACGGGACAUGCGAGAAAUCUGCCGUCAAGAGGCAGAAGCAGCAAAGAGGUGGGAUAUUCUGACAUGACGACUCAAUACGAGAGAAAUCAAACGAAGCACUUUGGAUUCUGAGGCUGCAUGAGGAUGAGGGAAAGCUGGACUGUUUGAACCAACAUUGAAACACACUGUCAGACCUCUGCCAAACGUAUCAGUCCUUGUUGGGAUCUCUCUUCAGUAUAAUAAAGCAUUAAGCGGGCAGCAGAGAAAGCUAAGAUUCGUUUUAAGAGCAACACAGACAUCUUACUUAAUAGAUUUUAAACCUUUGUAGGGAUGAAAGGCUCCGCAACUUCCCCAGAUAGCAACAGUCCCUGGAACAAAAUCUAAUAAAAGGACAAAGAGGGAGCAGCACCAACACGGUGCCCUCAUCCAUAAAGGUGCCCAGCACCAUCAGGGUGCUCAUUCUGCCAGCUGGACUGGAGACCUCCUCCAGCCCUCAAGACUUUCAAAAGCUUUUCCCACUCUGUCACAGAAGAUAUACCAAGUGAGACAUUUUAAAAGCACUUCGCUAUGGUCAAUCACCAGGAAUGGAAACUUGUUCAGCAGAGUUUUGCAGGACAACGGUCUGGCAUUUAUUUGAGAUAAGGCCAGGAUCACACGCCUCGUCGUUGUUGUCUCCCUCCGGAUCACGCAGAGCAGCCCAGCCCCAGGGAAAGGACCCACAGCGGGCUCACUACCAUGAUUCUGGAGACGUGGGACUCGCAGGACCUGAGCAUCUCCUGCAACACAAAGCCACCUCGGUACUACAAAGUUUAACUCUAAUCAAAUGGCUCUCCCCACCACAAAUCAGUUUUGCCACAGAAUUCCCUCAGGUUACGGCACAACCUAUCGCAGAUACCACGUCUUGGAAGGUAACAACCUCUGCCAAGGAGGAUCAGCGCACGGCUGUGCUCUUCGCAACAAGCAUUUCAGCCUGCCCUCUUUCUGGGAGGCUACAGCUGAUCUACGGGGACGAAGCAGCCCCACGUAGCCCAGGGGUGCACCCCAAUCACGCACCCCGUGGUCUCCACAACAGGCACAACCCUCACCAGCUCCUUCUUCAGCAGCAGGAGAUCGUUUACUUGAAGACUUUCCCUGAUACUGAAGAGAUUAUGGUCAUGGUAACCCAGCAUUAUUUUGGAUUCUACAGUGGGCAUUUCGUUGUCAUCGCUGCGGUCGUCUAGGAAAAGGACAAGACUCCCACGGGACCUUUACCAGUUAGAAUGGAUGCAGUAGAAAAGAGAGUCCAUACAUUUGUGCGAGUCAAGCCAACAGCUGAUUUUGCUCAAGAUAUGAUCAAAUUCGGGCCAGACAACAAGAGCAUAGAUAUAUACAUUAAAAAAGAUGCCAAGAAAGGAGUUGUGAAUAACAAGCAGACUGACUGGUCCUUUAGACUCGAUGGUGUCCUUCACAAUACCUCCCAGGAACUGGCUUAUGAGACCGUGGCUAGGAAGUUGGUGUCCGAAGCUUUAAUUGGCUAUAACGGCACGAUAAUGUGCUAUGGCCAAACGGGGGCUGGUAAAACUUACACGAUGACGGGAGCAACUGCCGAGUACGAGCACCGAGGAAUCAUACCCCGAGCUCUGCAGCAGGUCUUCAAAGCAGCUGCGCAUUCCGUCAGCGUCCGUAUAUCCUACCUGGAAAUCUACAAUGAGACCCUGUUUGACCUUCUGUCCACCAUGACAAGCACUGGGACCAGCGACGUGCCGAUGGCUGUAGUGGAUUGCCCCCAGGGUGUUUACGUGAAGGGCUUGUCUAUACAUUCAGUUAGCCACGAGGAAGAUGCUCUAAAUCUCCUUUUUGAGGGCGAGACCAACAGAGUGAUAGCAGAGCACACGCUGAAUAAGAAUUCAUCCAGAUCCCAUUGCAUCUUUACUAUUUAUAUUGAGUCUCGUUUCAGAGUCUUCUCAGAUGUCAAAUGCAUUAACUCUAAAAUCAACUUAAUAGAUCUGGCAGGCUCAGAGAGGCUGAGCAAGACCAGAUCUGAAGGCCAGGUUCUGAAAGAAGCCACGUACAUCAACAAGUCUCUGUCGUUCCUUGAGCAACUCAUCAUUGCCCUGGGUGAUCCUAAGAGGGACCACAUCCCCUUCCGGCAGAGCAAGCUCACUCACGUUCUCAAGGACUCGCUAGGAGGAAACUGCAAUACUGUCCUAGUGGCAAAUAUCUGUGGGGAGGCUGUGCAUGUGGAAGAGACUUUGUCUUCUCUUCGUUUUGCUACCAGAAUGAAAUGGAUCACAACUGAGCCAGUUAUCAGUGAGGCAUAUGACCGAGAGGGGACAGUGAAGGCUUUGGAAAAGGAGAUUAUUCUUCUGAAGCAGGAACUGGCCAUGCAUGACAGCUUGGUAAAUCGUUCGUUGGUGACUUAUGACCCUCUGACUGACAUCCAGAUAGCAGAGAUUAAGUCUCAAGUCCAUAAAUACUUAAGAGGAGCCAUUGAUGAAAUUGAUAUAGUGAACGUCAGGCAAGUCCAGGAGGUAUUUAAGCAGUUCAAACUGAUUGUGAGUCAACAGGAGCAUGAAGUGGAGGCCAGAUUACGAAGCAAGUACGCUCUGAUAGACAAAAACGACUUCGCUGCUGUUGCUGCUGUCCGUAAGGCAGGUGUGGUUGUUGCCGAUGGCCAUUUGGUGCGGGAAGAGGAUGGAGUUGGGACUAGAACUGCUCCUUUUUCCUCCAGACAUGGUGGGAAGAAGAAAUCCAGGAAGAGCAAUGAGCAGCCCAAGAAGGAAGGAAUAGGAAGAUCUGUUUCUGGGAGAGAUCUGGGUUUUUUUUUACCAUCAAAAAGUCAGGUAAUAAAUUCCACCAGGCAUCUGGAUGUGAAAGAUGGAGCAAGGAACCAGGAUACAGCAAAUAUUGAUGGAGAGCUCUCAAAGCCAGCUCCAGUGGUGGAUUCACAGCAGCCCAGCUCCCCUCCGCCCAAGCCGGUGGCAUUUGAGCAGUUUAAGGAGGAGGGCGGGAGUGAGAUCAGCCGCAUCUUUAAAGAGAACAAAAGCAUCCUCCUCGCCAGGAAGAGGAGAAGCUCUACAGUAGCCCAGAGGAUCAACUUCAUCAGGCGGGAGAUGGAGGGCAUCCAAAGGGCUCUGGAGGCUCAGAAGCAGGAGCGGUGGCAGCAGGGAGAGUAUGUUGAUGAGAAAGGACAGAUCAUAAUUGAUGAGAAAGAGUUUUUACUCAUCGUGAAGCUGAAAGACCUGAAGGAAGAGUACAGGUCUGGUUAUGCUGAACUGCAGGACCUGAAGGCAGAAAUCCAGUACUGCCAGCAUUUGGUGGACCAGUGCCGGAACAAACUCGUUUCAGAGUUUGAGAUCUGGUACAGCGAGUCCUUCCUCAUCCCCGAGGACGUGCGGGAAGCUCUGAAGCCCGGCGGCAGCAUCAGACCUGGAAUGAUUCCCAUAAACAGAGUCAUGUGCCUGGAGGAAGACGAGCAGGACAGGUUUGAGCGGAUGCAGGAGACGACGCUGCCAGCCUGCCCGGCUUCGGUCUCAUUCUACAAGGCAAAAAUGAAGACUGACCAAAAGCACACCUACACCAGAACCAUGUCGUCCCUCGAGCAAAUGCGGAGGAAACCCGGGCUCAUCACAGCUGCUGGGAAGAAUAAAGCCCUGUCAUUUCUGCGCGUCGUGUAGCAGAUUCGGGCUCAGCCUGGAACCCAGCAUUCGAUAAGCAGCGUCACCUCAGAAAGUGCCUUGUGUUCGUGUCCACAGUAGAUUUAUCGAAAACUAACAGUAGGAAAAAAAACCCAAAAAAACAACAAACCACACCACCCAACUUCUGCGUAGGUAGGCUGACAGUUAUUGGUAAUCAAACCCGCUGUUUAGACGGGAAGCAAGCCAGGGGUUCAAAUAGCAACGCUUGUUUUUCGGAGCGUCUCUGGAAAAGAGGGUGUCGGGACAGAGAGGUGUGUUGUGGACAACCUGGGCUGCUUCUGCCUCCCUCCUCCCCGGUGCCGGGGGCAAGGGCCUCCUGGGCUCGUUCUUGACCGAGUGGCAGGUCCCAUCUUUGCUCGUUUGACGUUUUCAAGGUGGUUCUUGAGAAGCCAAGUCGGGGGGAGAGGGUGGUGUUUGGCCCGCUGCUUGCCAGGAAGGAGAUUCGGAUCCAGAGUGAGAUCCCAACGCCCAGCAACUGGGAAGCUCCGGAGGAUAACCGUGCUUCUGGUAUCUUCACCCACCGAGGGGAGCGUGCUGAAGGUUUGCUGGAAGUCCUCCUCCUCCUCCUCCUCCUCCAGUGGAGGUGGGAGGCUGACUCCAGCUCGGCACGCGCCAGGGAAGUUUCUAACACCACAUACCCAGCCAAGAGAGUCCCACCUCCUGCUGCCGCUGCUGCCGAGGGUUCACGGCCACCUCGCUCUUGCUGGGGCCGUUCCUGUGAUUUACCCAAAACAGUGAGAUCUCCACAGCCACGAAGAGCUUCGGAAUUCUUUGGGAAGCCGGAACAAUAACGCUGAAAACCCCAAAAUGCAGCGCUCCGCAGCCGUUGGGAACACCCUGCCUGAAGCCUGGCAAAUCACCAGGAUUACUGGAAAACCCGCAGGGAAAUCACUGGGGUUACUGGAAAACCUUGCUGGCGCUUGGCUGGAGCUUUACGGGGUGAUACUGGCUGGGCCCCUGCCAAGCAGCGAGAUGGGGGACAAAAAAGCCCCCGCUGCCAAAACCGGCCCCAGCCGUAGUGGGAGCAUCCCGGGGAGGAGGUUUUCCACGUCCUGCCCCCGUUCACAAGGAGGGCUGGGAAAAUGAAUUAGUCCAAGCUGUUCAGUUUGGUUUAAUUUGCUGCAGCUCACUUCUGUUACUGUAACAGCACCUGCUCCCCACAAGUGCGGUGGGUAACGGCCUAGAAAUCCCCUUUUCUUUGUAAUUAUCAAUUUUCAAAGGUUUGUAAAGCUGUUGGAAAUUCAACCCAGGCUGAACUUUCCAAGAAAACACUUCCACAGGAGCGGAGCUCAGCCUUCCUUUGACCUCCUCCACCAUCCACCCCUCCUUUGCUUCCCCCUCGUGGGUGCUCGGUGCCACCCACCCCGUCCCCAUAGUGGUCCCAAAUCUGGGAAAAAAAACCAACAUGACCCGAGAAAUCUCAAAUUCAGGAUGCUGCAAAUGUAGUUUUGAGGCUGGUGUGUGAGCAGGAAGGUCCUACUGCACCCCAAAAGCAGGAGGGUGUCCUGGGGUGCUCCGGCACUGACUCCCUGGGCGAGCUCUCCUCGGGGUUUGGGAGGUUGGUGAAAUAAAACGACCCGUGAGAGGA
Molecule: messenger RNA, 5440 nt
Organism: Tyto alba (common barn owl)
Lineage: Eukaryota; Metazoa; Chordata; Aves; Strigiformes; Tytonidae
Gene: KIF9
Product: kinesin family member 9
Exons: 22
Coding region: 1435-3831 (798 amino acids)
Biological process (GO): microtubule-based movement
Molecular function (GO): microtubule binding; ATP binding; microtubule motor activity
Source: RefSeq, a predicted model, not a curated record